UGUGGGCCCCGGCCAGCAGGAUAACGAAGUGGCGAUAUUACAGAACGAGUACGGCAGCGUCCGAUACUCGGAGUUCCUCUCGUCGCUGGGCUCGCUGGUGCCGCUGGACGGGCCGGAGCUGCCGCACCUGUUCCUGAACCUGGAGCGCGGCGGCAAGGACGGCGACUACACCUACGUGUGGCACGAUGACGUCAUGCAGGUGCUGUACCACGUGGCCACGGCGAUGCCGACCAGUGCCAGGGACCCCACGUGCAACGAGAAGCGCAAGUACAUCGGCAACGACUACGUCUCCAUCGUAUACAACGACUCCGGCGCUGACUUCAACAUACACACCAUCAAGGGCCAGUUCAACCUGUGCGUGGUGGUGGUGGAGCCGCUGGAGCACGGGCUGAGCCGCGUGCUGCUGAAGAGCAAGGACGAGCGCCUCCGCAGCAAGUUCCUGCCGCACGCCGACACGCGCGUGCUCACCGACGCCGCCGCGCCGCUGCACGCCCGCCAGGUGGCGCUGCACGCCGCCUUGGCGGCGCAGAUAUCGCAGUCGCUGCGCGUGGGCGGCGCGCCGUACGCGUCCAACUCGCUGGAGCGGCUGCGGCUCAUCAAGCGGCUGCGCGGCCGCCUCGAGGGGGAGCGCCAGGCCGCCGCCGCCCGGCCCCCCGCGCCCUACCACCCGCCCGCCUCCGACCUGGCGCUGCGCGUCGCCAUCGACGACUUCAACGCGUACACGUAACCGCCCGCGCCCACCCGCGCCCCCCCGCCCGCGGCCGGCCGCCGGCCGAGGCCGUUCGUGCCCGCGCCUCGUCCGCCGGCCGCCCGUCGGCGGAGAUGCUCCCCCCCCCUCUCUCAGGGUCUCGGCGCCCGCGGGUGUUCGCCCGUGACGGACGCGAGCUUCGUGUGACCUCCCGGCCUUCGGUCGUCCGAAUUUGACGUUCUCGAUUCGCCUCGCGUUUAGUCCUCGAUCGAUGCGAAAGGUCUCCGCGGAAUCUUUCGUUUCGUUCGAUCGGACCGGUCGAUUUUUCGUCUGAACCGUUCGGGGCUCGAAUUACUUUAAGGCGACCGGCGGAUCGGCCCCGUCCGACGUGCCGUUCGAGUUAAAGUUCGGAGCCGGGGCCCCCGGAGCCCGCCCCGUCCGCCGCCGCCCCGUCGCUCGGCGCUCGACGGUCGAGCGUUUCUCGUUGAAAUAUUUUAUGUAGCGAUUUAUUUCCUGACGAAAGAUUUUGUAAUCGAUAAAUGAUGGCUAUUU
Diatraea saccharalis (sugarcane borer) is the source of this 1240-nucleotide messenger RNA. Lineage: Eukaryota; Metazoa; Arthropoda; Insecta; Lepidoptera; Crambidae. The record is from the annotation of a GenBank genome assembly.